AUAGUAGUAGCUUUUUUAUUGUACAGUAAACGUUCAAACAAAUUAUGUCACUUCUAUGAAUUGAGAAUAAAAGUGGUGUGGUGUGGCAUUAAUUAGUCAUGUGAUAAACUGAUUAUGGCCGCCAGCGAUUAGUAAUAGUGAGAAAGUAGUGAAAUAUUAAAACCGUCUCAAGUGGUCACAAGAUGAAAACCAGAAACGGAAACAAAAUCAAUGUCUUUAUCAGCCUUUGCGCAGUCUUAUACUAUCAUCGAAAUUUCCAAAACGCACACCAGUUCUCUUGAAUAGUCAUGCCUGCGUUAGUUUUAUUUAGGCGUUCGUGGAUGUUUGGCAGUGAUGAUUUAACAUUUCCUGCAUUUGCCGGAGUUGUUCUCCGUGGGACUUGGCUUGUCGCACUUUCAGUUGUCUUUGGUUUGUCGUACCAUGAUUUUCCUGAAUGCAACGAAGGCAAACUUGCUAAAAUUUAUUUUUAUCUAAAUAUAGCGUUACUGUCCAUUCAAUUCCUUCUCCAAAUAAUCAUUCUUAUAAUCAGUACAAGAGGGACAGUUAUGGAUCCUGAUAAACGCUCCUCAAUAACAAAAUUCAUAUAUUUGUGGUUAAUUGCACUAAUCCCUGAGAUUGUCCUCACUGCAGCUGGAACUGUAUGGAUUUUCCAUCCCGGGCCUGAAUGUGAGGAAGAUAUUGUAUGGAGUAUAAGAGCACUUAUAAUUUUUCAAUGGCUUGUCCUUUUGCUUCUUGUAAUACUCACAAUUGUAUUUUUUAAUCCACUGGGAAAAAGAAAUUCUCAUGGACAGAAAUUGUAUAGUAGAAGCUCUUCAUUUCAGCAGGCAAUCGAGAGCGAGUUUGAAAGAACGUUUUUUUGUCGCAAUCCGACUGGUAACCAACGAGAAGCAUUCACGGAAAUUGCACGUGCCUUAGCCUUAGUGUUUAAAGAUGUAGAUUUAGUGCCUUCGGACAUUGUUGCAGGUUUAAUUUUACUAAAUGGAAAGCAACAACUGGAAGCUGAAGAACAAAGCGAAGAAUCAAUAGCAUGGCUUAAUGAACACCUUGUACCAAUUGAAGAUAAGGAUACCUGGGCAAUUUAUGAUACAAGUAAAUAUUAUUUUCCUUUUGCAUUGGGAGCUUAUGGAUGUCUUUUGUACUGUUACAUGCACCUAUGCUGCGGAAUUUGUCAUUUGUGUCGAGUUUGCAAAUGUGGAUGUGCUAGACAGUUACGUAGUAUUGUUAUCGAAGGAGAUACGUGCUGUAAAUCCAACACCAGCGGUGUAAUCUCUCAGCUUUCACCAGACCACAUUAAUGUUGAACAAGUGUUCACAAGUUUUAGAAAUGAUGUCUAUCAAACUGCGUUUUGUGUUUCUAUUGAUCAUGAAAACAAGAAUGUUGUUGUGUCUGUGAGGGGAACGUUGUCUUUCAAGGAUGUUCUCACGGAUCUUACUGCUGAAACUGAAUCAUUAGAGCUUGAUAGUGACAAGGGCUGCGAGGAAAAGUGUAGGGCACAUAAGGGUAUGGUGAGAUCAGCCCAAUUUAUAUUGACGAAACUGGAGGAUGAUAGAAUUUUAGAGUCUAUCUUUCUUAGAUGUCCAGACUAUAAUUUGCUUGUUGUUGGUCAUUCACUUGGAGCUGGAACAGGAGCAAUACUUUCCAUUCUUAUGAAGAAAAAAUAUGAAUCAUUGAAGUGUUUUGCCUAUUCACCUCCACAAACUUUGAACUUGAAAGCAGCUCUACAUUGUGAAGAAUUUGUCACUUCAAUUGUUCUUGGAAAUGACAUUAUUUCAAGACUUGGCAUACACAGUAUUGAUGUUUUGAAGAACGAAAUUAUUGAUAUUCUUAAAACUUGUGAACUACCUAAGUAUCAAAUAUUGCUUGGAGGUUGCUGGAAAUAUUUUUGUGGUUGUAUUGGUAGGCAGCCAGCUAACAAUGCUGAAGAGAGAACACUUCUUUUGGGUCGUGAAAAUAAAGUUGCUUUUUACAGCAAUGUACUUGAUAGUGAAGCUUCGAUUAAUGUCAACCCAAGUAAUUCUGAGGAAAUUGAAAAACUUUAUUGUCCAGGCAGAAUACUACAAUUUGUUGAGAGAAGCUCCAAUCUCGACUUAGUCCAUGGAGACAGGGAGGCUUUUGAAAAGAUAGCAAUUGUGCCAAAUCUAAUGGCGAACCACAUGCCAGACAAUGUUAAAAAAGCUUAUGGAUUACUUAGUUCACCCAAGAUAUUAUAAUCCAUGUUAUGUAUUGUUUUUGUAUUUGUUUUUGUCCUUGAAAAGGAGAAUGUUCGUAGAAAUGAUAAAAUCAGAAUAACGUUGUUAUUGUAUAGUACAUACCUAUGUAUUUAGUAAACAAUUAUUUAGUGAAUGGAAAUUUUUAAACGUGA
Messenger RNA from Xenia sp. Carnegie-2017, 2362 nucleotides. RefSeq names its product diacylglycerol lipase-alpha-like. Gene Ontology annotation, biological process: lipid metabolic process. Lineage: Eukaryota; Metazoa; Cnidaria; Anthozoa; Malacalcyonacea; Xeniidae. The coding region runs from base 288 to 2210 and encodes 640 amino acids. The record is from RefSeq and is a predicted model, not a curated record. The transcript is spliced from 13 exons.